AUGGAUGUCUCACGUAAAGGCAUGUUUAACGCCGACGGCGAUUAUUCCGGCGAAUCUCCGCCGUGGGAGGUGCUCUACCUCGUCGCCGGUUACAUGGACGACAAAACCAUAGCCAUCGCUUCCUGUGUUUCCAAGACAUGGAACCUCAGUUUCUCCUCGGACCAACUAUGGCGGUCUCUCUGCGCGACCCGACAUCCUUAUCUCUCCGCCGUCAAGACAGCUUCUCCGGCGAUCUCUUACACGCGUCUCUACUCCAUCGCCGAGUCCGCCGCCAGACACCGCCACCUCGUGAAACGAGAGCCGAAGCCCAAGAUCUCACUGUCGGAUCUGACAUUCGUCGCGCACGUGUGGGGUACCAACGUAAACACGACGGCGGUGAAACACGGCAAGGACAUUAUGGUUCCACCAGGCGGUCCGUUCUGGUUCAGCGUCGACGUUAACCAUCAUGAUGGCUCGUCCGGAGACACAACGGAGGCGAAGGUGACGUGGAACGUGGUUUUCAGAGAAUCGGAAUCGGUCUUCACGAUGGUCGAUUGCGUCACGGAGCUGCCGAUGAUAACAUUGUUUUCCCAGGAUCUUCCGGCGCCGGAAUACUGCCUAUUCAGCAGCGGAAGCGGUUUAGCGGCGGUGGUCAAGAUACAGUUAAACCAUGAUUGGAUCAAGAGAAUGGGUUUAGGGAUACUGAAUAGGGUCGACUCGAGGUAUCUGAACGUGGACGAGGCUCUCAGAUAUCUCGAACGUUUUCUUCUCCCACAAGGCAGAGAGUGA
Molecule: messenger RNA, 768 nt
Organism: Tarenaya hassleriana
Lineage: Eukaryota; Viridiplantae; Streptophyta; Magnoliopsida; Brassicales; Cleomaceae
Product: probable F-box protein At5g04010
Exons: 1
Coding region: 1-768 (255 amino acids)
Biological process (GO): gibberellic acid mediated signaling pathway; SCF-dependent proteasomal ubiquitin-dependent protein catabolic process
Cellular component (GO): SCF ubiquitin ligase complex
Molecular function (GO): protein binding
Source: RefSeq, a predicted model, not a curated record